Messenger RNA from Prosopis cineraria, 1371 nucleotides. RefSeq lists its product as uncharacterized. The transcript is spliced from 7 exons. Gene Ontology annotation, cellular component: nucleus; cytoplasm. The record is from RefSeq and is a predicted model, not a curated record. Lineage: Eukaryota; Viridiplantae; Streptophyta; Magnoliopsida; Fabales; Fabaceae. The coding region runs from base 67 to 1173 and encodes 368 amino acids.
CUGUCGUGGGAGAGGCUGCAAUACAAAAAGAGGACAAUGAAGACCGUCGUUAGAAAUUGAGAGAGCAUGUUCGCGGCAACAAGGGGGAACCUAUUGUCUAACUUCACUUUCCUUAGACAACUCACUCGUCCUCUAAUGGCCGACGCCACAGCUUGGGCUUCUGCUUCCUUCUCCACUGGUUCUCCCCUCAACCCAUCUCUCAAGCGUGUUGGCACUCACAAUGGAAGCUUCCACUGCGACGAGGCCCUUGGCUGCUUCAUGAUUCGCCUCACUGAUAACUUCGCCAACGCCGAAAUUAUACGCACCCGAGACCCCCGGGUGUUAGAGGGUCUUGACGCUGUUCUUGAUGUAGGGGGAGUGUAUGAUCCUAGCCGAGAUAGGUAUGAUCACCACCAAAAAGGAUUUGAUGAGGUUUUUGGGCAUGGUUUCUCUACUAAACUAAGUAGCGCUGGUCUUGUUUACAAGCAUUUUGGUAAGGAGAUUAUAGCCAAGGAACUGAAGGUGAAUGAAGAUCAUCCAGAUGUUCAUCGCUUAUUUCUGGCUGUGUACAAGAGCUUCAUGGAGGCAAUUGAUGCUAUUGACAAUGGAAUCAAUCAGUAUGAUACAGACCAGCCUCCAAAAUAUGUGAACAAUACACAUUUGUCCUCAAGAGUAGGAAAGUGUAACUUAGAUUGGACAGAACCUGAUCAAUCACAGGACAAAGAGAAUGAAGCAUUUCAGCGAGCAAUGGCUCUUGCUGGCAGUGAGUUUCAGGAUUGUGUUCGAUUCCAUGCAAAAUCAUGGUUACCAGCUAGGUCCAUUGUAAUGGAGACCCUUGAAGCAAGGCAUGCUGUUGAUCCUAGUGGAGAAAUAUUAGUUUUGACAAAGUUCUGUCCUUGGAAGCUUCACUUAUUUGAGCUUGAGGAGGAGAUGAAAAUUGACAUUCCCAUCAAAUAUGUUCUCUAUACGGACGAGAGAAACAAAAACUGGCGAGUCCAGGCAGUUGCAGUGUCUCCCGAUAGGUUCGAGAGCCGAAAACCUCUACCAUCACAGUGGCAGGGUCUAAGAGAUGAUGAGUUGUCAAGGGUGGCUGACAUUCCUGGUUGUGUUUUUGUGCACAUGAGUGGAUUUAUUGGUGGACACGAAAAUUUUGAUGGUGCCCUAGCCAUGGCCAGAGCUGCUUUGAAGAUGUAAUUGGACAAGGGAUCUUAAGUCAAAGUCUGGUGGUUCAAUUUUGCAAAAAGCUUUCCAGGAUUUGAGGAUAUAGUUUAUCCAAUUGAAUUUGAGGCACGACACUAUAUUUUACAUGUAGUUUCUUCUCCUCAUAGUGGCUUGUAGAGAGUUAUGAAGGGGUGUCAAUCUUUUUAAUUGACAUUUUGGAAGUUUCAGGCA